This is a messenger RNA of Candoia aspera, 2686 nucleotides long. RefSeq names its product OTU deubiquitinase 1 (gene OTUD1). The coding region runs from base 397 to 1632 and encodes 411 amino acids. The transcript has a single exon. Gene Ontology annotation, biological process: protein K63-linked deubiquitination. The record is from RefSeq and is a predicted model, not a curated record. NCBI's taxonomy places the organism in Eukaryota, Metazoa, Chordata, Lepidosauria, Squamata, Candoiidae. Gene Ontology annotation, molecular function: cysteine-type deubiquitinase activity.
CGUGCCGCUCCCCCUCCGCCCGGCCUCCAGUACCUUCCAGGAGGGCCUGGGCCUGCGAGAGGGAGGAGGGAGCCGCCCAGAGCUGUGGCGCAGCAGGAAUUCCCGCUCCGGCGAGGCCCGAGGGAAGCGGGAGGGCGAAGGGGGCGCUGUUCCUGCGGGGCCGCCUCCGGGCCCGCGUGAGAAGCUGAGGAGGGGGCGGAAGCGGUCGCAGGACGGCGGUGCCGGGAGGGUGAUGCCCACGGUUAUUUUUACUCAGUCGCCUCAUCCUUUCUGGCUACCUGCGCGGAGGGGCGGCGGCAAGGCAGCGGCCGCAGUGGUCGCUCCGUAGCCCGGCCCCUGCGGCCUUGCCGGGCUGCUGUGAGCGCCGCCAGCGCAGCAGCCUAUAAAGGGCCGAGAAUGCAGCUCUACAGCACUAUCGUCACUCAUUAUCCGGCGGCGGCGGCGGCGAGCGGCGCAGCCAGCGGGCCGGGAGUCGUUUUCAAAGUCUCUCCUUCGCCGGAGCCCGCAGGACAAAGCCCGGUGGGAGUCGAGAGCGGUGCGGGAGGAGGCGGAGGAGGGAGCGCGAGUGCCGUCGCAGCGGGAGCAGCCACCGCCAUGCCCGCCUUCUCUUGCCUGGAGCUGCUGCCCCCGGCGGGGCCCGUCCAGAGGAAGCCGCCGCCGCCGCCACAGCACCAGCCAUCACAGGGCUUUGGCCCCGCGGUGCAGAUGACCCGCCGCCGGCCGCUGGAGAGGGUCGUGCCCAUCCGGCUGCUGCCUCGCCCGGAGCCCGUCGGAGCGGUGGGGGAGCUGGGCCCGCCGUCAGCGCCGAAUGCCCACCCGUGGCUGCUGCUGGAGAGCGGCGGGGGCGAGGUCGUGGCCGCCGCCCAGCCCGCCUUGCCUCCAGAGCCCAGCAACCGCGGCCUCCGCUUCAGCGAGCAUUGCCAGGCCUUGCAAGCGGCGGCCGCAGCCGGCUCCUACUCAGGACUCGCCGUUGAGCCUCAGCCAGGGACCGCGUUGGAAGUUCCCGAGGAGGAGAGCCCCUGCCAGGUGCGUCCGACGGAGCGGAGCGAGAAGCUGGCGCUGUACCUGGCCGAGGUGGAGAAACAGGACAAGUACCUGCGGCACAAAGGCCGCUUCCGUUUCCACAUCAUUCCCGACGGCAACUGCUUGUACCGCGCCGUCUGCAAGGCCGUCAACGGGGACCAGCGGCUGCACGGGGAUCUUCGCGAACAGACGGUGCACUACAUCGCCGACCACCUGGACCACUUCAGCCCCAUCAUCGAGGGCGACGUGGGCGAGUUCCUCAUCAACGCUGCCCAGGACGGUGCCUGGGCAGGCUACCCCGAGCUUCUGGCCAUGGGACAAAUGCUGAACGUCAACAUCCACCUCACCACUGGGGGGAGGCCGGAGAGCCCCACCGUCUCCACCAUGACCCACUACCUGGGCCCAGAGGACCCGAGCCGACGCAGCAUUUGGCUGAGCUGGCUUAGCAAUGGGCACUAUGAUGCUGUGCUAGAUCGGCAGUGCCCCAAUCCGGAAUAUGAGGAGUGGUGCAGACAAACUCAGGUGCAGCGCAGGAGAGAUGAGGAGCUGGCCAAGUCCAUGGCUGUGUCGCUGUCCAAGAUGUACAUUGAGCAGAAUGCCUGUUCCUGAGAUAGGCGCUACAUCCCUUGCCUGCUGUUCUGGUGCCUUAAUUGUUCUCCAUUUCUUCCUCCAGCAGUUGUAAUUCUUACAUGGAGUAAGAACUUUGAGGGGAAGGAAGGGAGAGUGAGAUUCGUAAUGAAUGCUUGUAUAUAUAUUAUCAGAUACCGGUUAUUUUCCUGUCUUUUCUUUUGUAUAUAUAACAUUUCUUCUAUUUAUGCUCUGUUCCUUAAGAGGGGAUUUUCUUCUUUUUUUUCUUUUUUGCACUUUUUUUAACCUUUGUUCACCACCAAAAUAAAAGUUAAUUUUAUUGUUUGUUUGCCUGUAGAUAUUUUUUUUUGGCCUAUAUGGCUGAUAGCCUAACAAUUAUUUUAUGUUAAUAUCUGAAACAUACACAAUAUCAUUUUUUCAAUGAAAAAUUGUACUGCUAGCCCACAAUUUUUUUGUCCUUUAUUAGAUGAAAAUUGAUUUUAGUUACCCUUUUAAAAAUUUAAUUUUAAUAUAAAGUUCAUUUUUACCUAGCAAUUUUUAGAGGAAUUAACCACUGCAGAGCAGGAUUUCUCAAGAUAAUUGGAAUGUGGCUUUUUCAACAAUGGUUAAGAGUGAUUGGGUCUCGUCUGUGUUCAGUUAGCUUGAGUAAGCUGGCUUUUCAUUUUAUUGUCUGAUUGGUCUUUUUUCUUUUUAAAUUACACAUAAACAAUGGUUUUAAAAGGUUGAAGAUACAUAAAAUUCUUCUUUAAAAGUAGUCUUGUUCUUUGUAGGAAUAUAAAUGCCUCCGGCCUGCCCCUUGAUAGUCCAUCAGCAUGUUUAUCACAUUCUUUUGUUUUCUAAUUGGCUUACUUUGGUAUUAUGUACAAAUGUAUUUAUACUAAGUUUGUAUGGUUUGCUGGGUCAAACAUUCAAGGUAGAAACCAUCCUCUUCCAUUUCUGAAUGAACUGAAAUGGUUAGAUAUAUUUAUUAAAUGGAGUUUGUACUUUUUUAUUUUGUGACUUUGGAAUUCAUACUGUAUUUGUAUAAUAGGGAUAUUCUUAGCUAUUCUGGAAUAAAUGUAUAGUUUUGCUUGGA